GUUGCGGUGUGAAAAGAAGCCCAGCUAAGUAAGACCCAAACGAAUCGAAAUCGCAUCGCAAUCUCUGAGAGAGAGAUGCAGAAGAGAGAGCAGGGUAAGUCCGGUGGAGGCGCCGGUGGUGGGUCCGCCACACCGGCAAAGAGAGGCCGUCCUUUUGGCAGCGGUAACAACAGUGCAGCCGCUGCCGCAGCAGCCGCCGCCGCUGAUUUGGCUGCUCCGUCAACACUGCUCGGUCCUUCGCUUCACGUUCACAACUCCUUUGCCGAUCAAAACAACAAAAGAAUAGUUCUGGCUCUUCAAAGUGGUCUCAAGAGUGAGCUGACGUGGGCGUUGAAUACCCUUACACUGCUCUCCUUUAAAGAAAAGGAUGAUAUGCGCCGGGAUGCAACUCCCCUUGCCAAAAUUCCCGGUCUGCUCGAUGCUCUUCUUCAAGUUAUUGAUGACUGGCGUGACGUAGGGCUCCCAAAGGAGCUAGUAAAGAAAUCAAGGGUUAGGACUUUAGGCGUUAAUUCUGUUGCAACUGGAUUUGGUAAUCAGUACCAGGCUUUAAGCUCAACUGCUACUCUCCACCGUCCAGGCCUAGGAUCUGCCUCUGCUGGUACAGAAUCAACACAGCAGAGUGGCGGCGCAACAAAAUCUCGUUUUUCAGAGUUGUGGUUUGAUGAAGAUGGUCUAUUUAAUCUAGAUGACGAAGGGCGAGCAGAAAAACAGCAAUGUGCUGUUGCUGCAUCAAAUAUCAUCAGGAACUUCUCCUUCAUGCCAGAUAAUGAACUUAUUAUGGCCCAACAUCGUCAUUGUUUGGAAACAGCCUUCCAAUGCAUAGAAGAUCAUAUCAUAGAGGAUGAAGAACUUGUCACGAAUGCUCUAGAGACAAUCGUUAACUUGGCUCCACUUCUGGAUCUUCGAAUAUUUAGCUCAUCCAAGCCCUCAUUUAUUAAAAUAACAGAGAAACGUGCAGUUCUGGCCAUCAUGGGGAUGUUAGAAUCUACAGUCAAAGCCUGGCAUUGCGCUGCAGCUGAAUUACUUGGGCGUUUGAUCAUUAAUCCUGACAAUGAACCUUUCUUACUUCCAUUUUUUCCACAGAUACACAAACGCUUAGUUGAUCUUAUCAGCUUACCAGCAUUAGAUGCCCAGGCAGCUGCAAUUGGUGCACUAUAUAACCUUGCUGAAGUUAAUAUGGACUGCAGGUUGAAGAUUGCUAGCGAGAGAUGGGCAAUAGAUCGAUUGCUCAAAGUGAUAAAGACCCCACAUCCGGUUCCAGAAGUUUGCCGGAAAGCUGCCAUGAUAUUGGAGAGUCUUGUUUCUGAGCCGCAAAACAGAACUUUGUUGUUGGCCUAUGAGAAUGCUUUUGCAGAGAUACUUUUCACAGAGGGCAGAUACUCUGAUACGUUUGCAAGGAUAUUGUAUGAACUAACAUCCAGACCAAGUAAUAAAGUGGCAACAGCUCGUGGCAUAUGGGGUAUGUAACUCCAAACCGUGUCAAUUGUUGAAGUGAGAUACGGCUUCAAUCAGUGAUAUCUAUAUAGCUCUAGUUUCUGGAACAUGGAUAGCUUUUGUAUGACUAGUUCAUUUGAUGAUUCAAAAUGUACAUGUCUUCUGUCCAUGAUUACACCAUACAUUCAGUGUACUCAAGUUUAUGAGGGUUGCAUCGUCUAUUCUGCUUAAGAUGGGAGGAGAAAGGGGGUGUGGCUCCCCAAACAUGUUAUAUUAUGUAGGCCUUGUGAACUUCUAAUUUCAUUAUGAAGUACAUUGUAGAUCCUUCAAUAUUAUCUUUUUAUGAUUUUCUUUUGCUA
Messenger RNA from Lotus japonicus, 1793 nucleotides. RefSeq names its product armadillo repeat-containing protein LFR. NCBI's taxonomy places the organism in Eukaryota, Viridiplantae, Streptophyta, Magnoliopsida, Fabales, Fabaceae. Bases 76 to 1467 code for a protein of 463 amino acids. Gene Ontology annotation, biological process: regulation of transcription by RNA polymerase II; positive regulation of DNA-templated transcription; chromatin remodeling. The record is from RefSeq and is a predicted model, not a curated record. Gene Ontology annotation, cellular component: brahma complex; SWI/SNF complex; nucleoplasm. Gene Ontology annotation, molecular function: protein binding; nucleosome binding. The transcript is spliced from 8 exons.